Molecule: messenger RNA, 573 nt
Organism: Megalops cyprinoides (Indo-Pacific tarpon)
Lineage: Eukaryota; Metazoa; Chordata; Actinopteri; Elopiformes; Megalopidae
Gene: ccl20b
Product: chemokine (C-C motif) ligand 20b
Exons: 4
Coding region: 73-357 (94 amino acids)
Biological process (GO): cellular response to interleukin-1; cellular response to tumor necrosis factor; positive regulation of ERK1 and ERK2 cascade
Cellular component (GO): extracellular region
Molecular function (GO): CCR chemokine receptor binding; chemokine activity
Source: RefSeq, a predicted model, not a curated record
GCAUCGACCAACAGGAGAGGAAAAAAAAAAUAAAAAAUCACUCGCCUGUCUCGCAGAGUCCCAGACUUCAGGAUGGCGAACAUCAGACUUGGUGCUGUGGCCCUGCUGGCUCUUUUAACUCUCGGCUUUUUCCUGGAGCAGGCGGACGCAGCAGGUUGCUGCCUGUCGUACGUCAAGAAGCCAUUCCCCUGUCACAGGAUGAAGGGCUACACCAUUCAAGACAGUAAAACUACCUGUGACAUGGACGCUAUCAUCUUCCACACUAAAGGGGGAAAGUUCAUCUGCGCUGACCCCUCAAAGGAGUGGACCUCCAGGAGAAUCAACUGCUUAAAAGAGAGGGCCCAGAGCAUCGCAUAAAGAACAAUCCUGGCCCCAGGACAUCACAAGGCACAAGACAAUGAAGGAAUUUAUGAAGCUAUGCAACUUCUUCUCUGCUACCCUCUCCUGGGCUUCUCUCCAACUGUCGGAUAUGUGGAUGUUUUUGCUUGCUUCACAUUACGCAAAUUAUAUCAUUUUAAACUUUUUGGUUUUUAAAUGAGACAACAUUUCAAAAUACCUUUCCAAAAUGCAUGG